UUUCGGCGAGUAGCUCAGCUGGCGGGUGACAGUUACAGUCAGGAUGUGAACGGCUCUGGUUGCGGUUUAUCGGUUCCCAAUCGAGUCUAAUCAGAGUAGUUGAACUUUAGUGGCCUUGCAAAGUUUUCAUUUACCGACAAACAGAACAACGAACUGUGUACGUAAUUGACGGUGCGAUCGUUGUUGAAAACUGCAUUUGAAUUCCUAACAGUUUACAAUCGCAACACAUUGAUUCGAUGUUUCACUUCGAGAAAGGAUGAUUCAACUGGCUGCGUAUGUUGCAUCAGGUUCAGCGCGACCGCGAGACGAUUCGCGCCAACUGAAUUGAUUCAGCGCCGGGGCAACUGCAGGAAGUGGGUGGCACUCUGAAGCGGCGUGGGUGUAGAUGGGUGGUAAAUUUUCAUCGCUCCGCACUAGAUAUACAAACACAAAAAUUGCCCACGUUGCCAGAACUCGUUUUUUGUGAUGAUGACGACGGUGCAAUGAUGGUUUUUCAUAGUAAAUGAGAGAGAGAGAGACGUACGAAGACCGACGAUGGAGCGAAGCAGAGCACCACGUAUUUCUUUGGAAUGAACACGUUUGUUUAGUGGGCAAUUUUACAAUACAAAUUCGAUUCCAUUCUAGUUGAAAAAUUGUUUACACAGAUAAGAUAGUGUGAUACGUAAACGUUGUUGUUAUAUUGGAAACUGCGUCAAUAGCAAUUGAGCUGGUGAUAAAACCAUUCGUCACCGCGAGCUGGUAAUUUGAACACCUUAGUAGAUUGCCGCUAGGAUCGAGACUUCCGAGAUAAUUAAUGCGACCGAGAAAUUUAACUCGAUUAUGGUGAGCGGCCAACCAGCAAUUGUAUCGCCGUAUUGGUGUGACUAUGUGUUGUAACAGGAUUAGCGUCGAAUUUGGGGUACAGACACCGGCUAGGACGUACCAGAGCUUGGUCGAGCGGACAUCAGUUGAAGCCGGUUCGCGUGGUCAGCCACUUGAGCAACGGAACGAACUCGUACAGGAUCGCAGAUAUUGUCGGACAGCAGAAGAGUAUGGAGGUGCCCUGUUGCAGCUGAUAAACACGAGAACCCGAAGGACUAUUCUAAAAUCAUCGUUACGGAUUCUUCUGAAACGGAAGAGCCCUGAAUGUGCUCAGAGCAGUCUUGAUUGCGGAUCAAUGCCAAGGAUAGUGUGACGAUCGUCAUUGCCGUGUACGUCUGUGAAUAAUCCCUUUCGAUUCGUGAUUAGAAUAUCUCGUCUCGCGAUCUGUGAGGUCGUUGUCGGAGCUACUCAACGUUAUUUGUAUACUAGAUUAACAGCUUUAGGACGCUUGAAGCUCACAUUGAAGUUGUUCACAAGGUGUACGGUUAUCUCCAGUGCGUUCUGCGGGUUUGGCUCGAGUGCAAAUAUCACUUUUUGAAACACUAAUAAUCAAACGAAUCCAUCCGGAAAUUUUAGUAGAAUAAUUAGAAGUGCUGUGUGAAGUGGUGGGCAAGAAGUGAAUUUAAUUUGAGCGGUUGCACGUUAAAGAAUGGCCGAAACGGUGAGGAUUUUCACUGAGGCCCCGAAAGCAGUGGGCACGAUUGUUCCAAGUCCUGCCACCAAUGGGUUUUCACCGAAGGCCAAGACCGUUGCAGCGGUCGGUUCUGAUGAGGUUCAUGAUCCACCGGACGGGGGUACCCGAGCUUGGCUCGUAAUGGUUGGUGCAUUCCUGUGCAACGGUGUUCUGUUCGGUAUAAUAAACACCUACAGUGUGGUCUAUCUAAGCUUGCAGAAACAACUACAGGAUCUUGGCGAUACGGAGGCCUCCAGUAAGGCAGCGCUGGUUGGUUCGCUUACGAUUGGCACUACCUUCCUGCUGUCGCCCGUUUCCGGCAUCCUAACAGACAAGAUCGGCCUUCGAAGGACCACACUAUGCGGAGGAGUACUAACUUGUGGUGGCAUGUUUUUGUCCUCCUUUUUUACGCAUAACGUAUCCGCACUGUACUUCACCUAUGGGAUCAUGUUCGGAUUAGGUGCGGCAUUGGCUUACACGCCCUCGCUGGCGAUUUUGGGGCAUUACUUUAAAAAAUAUCUAGGAUUGGUGAACGGCGUUGUGACGGCAGGCUCGAGCGUUUUCACCGCCAUUAUGCCAAUUGUGCUGGAUAAAUUAGUGCAACAGACGGGGCUGGCCACGUCGUUUCGUAUUCUAUCUGUGGUUUCCAGCUUUGUGAUAUUCUGUGCGCUGUUGUAUAAGCCGCUACAUCCGCCCCCACCGCCGCCCAAGGUGAAGCCUGGUCGGUCCCAGUUCAACACGAUGCUACGAUCCUUCAUCAAUUUCGACAAUUGGAAGAAGAAGAAAUAUAUUAUUUGGGCUCUAUCAAUUCCAAUUGCGCUGUUCGGAUACUUCGUGCCGUAUGUACACAUGGGCAAAUUUGUGAAGGAUUCGUUCCCUGGAGAAGGAGAAAAUUUACCAGUAAUGUGUAUUGGUAUCACCUCUGGACUUGGACGGUUACUUUUUGGCUUCAUUGCGGAUCUUCCGCGAGUGAAUCGCGUACUGCUGCAGCAGAUGUCUUUUAUAAUGAUCGGUACGAUGACGAUGCUGCUUCCUGCCACUGGAUCAUUCCCGCUGCUACUUUGUAUAGCAUUGGCUAUGGGGUUAUUUGAUGGAUGCUUCAUUUCCCUGCUAGGGCCGAUUGCUUACGACAUAUGUGGACCAAGAGGAGCGACUCAAGCAAUCGGCUUUCUACUUGGCUUAUGUUCAGUUCCACUAACUGUGGGGCCACCGAUCGCUGGAAUGUUAUAUGAUCACCUCGGUUCCUACAAGAUUCCAUUCAUACUGGCUGGAAUCCCUCCACUAUUUGGUGCUAGCACGAUGUUCUUUAUCCGCUGUGUCAAAGACACGCCGAGUAAACCAGAAUCACCCCUGAAGGACCCUACGCAUCAGCCACUGGCUCAGACUGCCUGGGAUUGCGAAAAUCCUAGCGAUUUGUCGAACGGCAAACAGAAUGGACAUAUUCGAGAUGAACGUCGGGCAACUCUGGCUAGUUCAGAAUCACUAACCGCAGAGAGCAAAUAAACAAACAAGAUCGAUUCGUACACAGUUUCCGUACGGAUGCAAAAUAAUGAUGCAGGAACCAAAAAUUUGACGUGUCAGCGUAAACGUAGAGAGCUUAGUAAUUGUGAUUAUGGAUUCCAUGGAAGAAAAAUGGAAGUUCUUUCAUAGAAACAAAGUAAGAGAAACCUAGCUGCUUGUGUUUGCUUAGAAACCCACAAUCAAAAUAUAGGACCGACCGCAAAUAUCGAAUAUUGAGAGCUAAAGCGCAUCAUUUGCAUUUCUAUUAGGUUGCUAGAAGUAGCAAAUUUAGGUAGAAAAAAAAACUUUUCAAUCAUAAGGUUGUACAAUAUUUAUGUUCUAAUAAAUAGGUAUAUAUUGACUAGUAUUUUACAGAACAUUAGAAAAAGAAAUUAUUAUGGAACAAUUUUAAAAAGUAUAAAU
Molecule: messenger RNA, 3457 nt
Organism: Wyeomyia smithii (pitcher-plant mosquito)
Lineage: Eukaryota; Metazoa; Arthropoda; Insecta; Diptera; Culicidae
Gene: kar
Product: monocarboxylate transporter 10
Exons: 5
Coding region: 1511-3037 (508 amino acids)
Biological process (GO): transmembrane transport
Molecular function (GO): monocarboxylic acid transmembrane transporter activity
Source: RefSeq, a predicted model, not a curated record